UUGAGACAUGCACCCAAGAAGAAACUCUGAAAACCAAAGACCCUUCCCACUCAUGCGAGGCGACAUAGUGUGGGCCAGGGUUCAGUACCCUCACAAAUGGUGCCCCGCGCUCGUUCUCGCUUCCGACGACCUCGGUGUCCAAGUCUCCUUCUCCUUCAACCAAAACGACGUCGUCCCGCCAACAUGUUUCGUCGACUCCGAAGUUGUCCCCUUCGAGGAGGCCUUCCCUUCUCUCGUCUCCCGCCACAACGCCCACGCGUCGUCGCUCCACUCCGCGCUCCGGCUCUUGGGCCGGAGGGUCAUUUCCGGUUUGAGCUGUCGCUGCCUAUCGGCCCAGGCCCAACGGGCCCGUAACGGCCCGGGCUCUCUUCCCGAGUUCGACCCGGCUGGGGUUUUGGGUUUUGUCUUGGAUGCCGCUGUUUCGCCGUGGGUCGAGCUCCCUCGUUUUGCUCAUGCCGUUAGAGUGGUUGCUCAGGUUCACGCUUUUCGAACUUAUUGUUCCAUGAAGCAAAAGAAAUUGAACAAACAGAGUAACAACACAGGUUUAUCUUUGGGUCAGAACACGCACUCAGAUACGCUAGAAUCUGUAGAUUUGGAAACCAAGGGAAAAUGUCAGAUCAUAUGCAAAAACGGGGAGGAAAACAUAGCUAUUGGUGCUAUUAGGAGAUUGAACUCAACAGUUCCUGUGUGGGAAGGAAAUUCUGAACACUUGUUUAAGAAUAAACUUGUGAUUAUUUCAGAGAAUCUUAUGCACUUUCCUGCUUUAGAUCCCCUUUACAUGGUGCAAGAAAGCCUAAAACCUGAAAGACAGAGCCUUCUGGGAUUUAAAAAGAUAUCAGAUUAUAACAUAGUUGAUAUCUGCUUUGGAAAAUGUUCUACUGUGCGUAAAACUCACAUCUCAGUUCCUUCCAACUUUAUGACUCAUUUGAACGACUAUAUCAGUAAAAUAGAAGAUCAUGCACUGGGGCUUUACUGCAGAUUUACUGACACAGAAACCAUUAUAUAUCUUAACAACAAACGAAGGCGACUAGAUAAAUCAACUUCAUCCCAUGUUUUUGGUCAAAUUCGUUUACUUCAAGUUCAAGAAAGUGAAAGCAAAACAUACAUCUCAGAACAUACCAGACCUAGGAUCUCACACAUUAAGAUGCUUGAAGCAGAAGGAAGUAUCCAGGAAGACAAUCAGGCCGCAACAUACUCUUUUGAAACUACUAUGAACUCCACAGAUCAGGUUCAAAAUGUUGAUUCAAAAAGAGGUCAGAAUUGUGAAUCAUUGUCUAAUAAGUGUGAGGUUAAUGCCCAUGCAGCAAAAGUUAAAGGUAUGUUAGGAUCUGACGCAUCUGUUUACCAAGAAAGACUGCAAAUGAGUUGCAAUAGUGAUACAACACCUCUCACUUUGAAAAGGUCUGCAAUAACAGAAUUAUCUUACAGGGAUUGUUUGGUGGAGGAGGGCAAGGAUUGGUACCAAGGUACUGCUUCUUGUUCAGUAUUCAAUUCAGAAGUUGGACAGCUAUCAAAAACCCAUGUUCCCUUUUCUCAUAAAUCUUUGCACAUGAAGUUCCCUAAGAAUUUCAACCUACCAUCCAAGGAAAAGUUAAUAGAGAAGUUUAGAGUAUUUGGCUCAGUAGAUUCCUCAAGAACAAGAGUCUUUUCCUACACUGGCUCAGCUCAGGUGGUUUUUUUACAUGAAGCUGAUGCAGUUGUUGCAUAUCAAUAUGCCAGAAGGAAGGCCUGGUUUGAUGAGGCUAAUGUUCGGUUUUGGCUUGACCCUUUUGAUCACAAAAGAAGAGGAUUCAAGUGUUCUGCUAUGGUGGCUCCGUCAGCAAGUAAACAAAUAGGACCGUCACUGAAAUCAUGUCUAAAAAAUUCCAAUUCCUCGAGAAAGGAAAACAUAAAGAAACAUUGCAGGGUAAGGUUUACAGUAGAAACUUAGCUGACACGAAUUUUCUGUAUGAAGAAUGUUAUAUCGUAUUCACUUAAAUUCCGUUGAGCUCAUCUUUGUUCCUGCUUUCAACAUGGCAUUUCCUCAUGCAAGUGAUAAAAAAAACUACUAGCAUUUGAAUGCAAGUAGAAAGGUUAAUUUGGUUAA
Messenger RNA from Cajanus cajan (pigeon pea), 2086 nucleotides. RefSeq lists its product as uncharacterized. The record is from RefSeq and is a predicted model, not a curated record. Lineage: Eukaryota; Viridiplantae; Streptophyta; Magnoliopsida; Fabales; Fabaceae.